GGUAGUCUGGUAGAAAAAGGUCAUUUUCACUUUCUGUCACAAACCCCUGCUGGUGGGAAUCUUCAGCUUGCUGUCGUGUUCAGUGAUGACAACAGUUUAUAGGUUACGAGGAUGAUGUCCCGAGGAAACGUUUCCCUGCUGCUAAUCUGCGAUUGCUCACGGUCCAGGAUUGUGCUUCGACCUUCAGGUUAAUCCUGUUAGCCCCCAGGUAGCCGCUGUGGAAAUCUCAGCAGAUCUGUGCUGGCGGUACUACACUCUGGAUCUCUACAACAUGCAGAACCACCUGUAGACACUCAGGAUGUUUAACUGGGCGGUGAAAGUGGUUCCUCAGCCUCCUGAAGCUGGUGGAGCAAACGAUGCUGCCGACACUUCUGCUGCUAAGCCUCAAAAAAACAGAGACGUGAAGAGUCCUCCACUGACAAACAUAGAGGAGGGUUCAGAUGACAGUCAGGGCCAAACUGGAGUAUUAGGCUGGCUCUCUAACGGGUUCGUCAGCGCUCUACCGCAGCCUUCUGGCUCCCCUCGACUCAACAGGGCCAACUCUGAAGCCAGGCAGCCAGGAGAAGAUGGAGAAAGGUCUGGAGUGAUCGGUUGGGUGGCUCAGGGUCUGACCAAAGUUUUGCCUCAGCCUGAUGACAAAUACAAAGAGACCGACAACGCCAACAAUGACGAGCACACAGAGGUGUAUGAUGUAGAAACAAUGCCAGAUUAUGAUCCUCUUCCACACAUCCCUGUGGUGGAGAUGUUGUCAGAAGAUGAGGCGUCAGAAGUAGAGAGUUUAUCUCCUCAGUUUCCUCCCAAUGUGGUAAACUGGAUAAAGCAGAUGAUCCCUCAGCCGGUGAUACUGCCCCCUGGUGCCGUACCGCUUGAACCGUCCUCCAAAUCCUCUCGCUCGUCUCUCGACAAAAUUCUGUCUCCGCCGCCUGAAUCUCUCAGUGGAAUCUCCCUGGAUACCGACAGCAAGACCUCCGGGGUGGUCGGCUGGUUCGUGACUGGUCUGGGUUUGAAGCUUCCUCAGCCGGCUCUUCCACAGAAAGAUGACGCUGAGGGUGCUGCUGAAGUCCUACAGAAAGUUUCAUCCAAACUCAAACCUGACAUGGUCCUGGAAGACGUGGAAUCGGACAGCGAGGGCCAGCAGAAAAGUCAUUCCAAACCUGCAGCGGCAUCUACAUCCUUGACUCCACCAUCACCUUCUGCACACCAACAGCAGACACAGUCCAACUCAGUGGAGCCUCAGAAGUGCAAUGACGCUGAGGCUGAGCCAAAACCAUCAGAGGACCCGACGCAAACAUGUCAGGAAGAUGCUGAGACCCAGACGGGCCGCUGGACGCCAUUUAUUGAAAGCAUCAAAAAGGAGGCUGAGGAUGUUGCUUUGGCUACUAUGGAGGAACGUCUGCUCCAGGAGAGGGUGGAGAUGGCCCGUAUGGCUGAGGAGGUGGCCAGGCAGACAGCUGAGAUGGCUAUCAGACAGAUGACUAGUGAGGGACAGUCCAUCAAACUGUCACUGGGGAGUCAGGAGCUGCUGGAGGAGCCUGAAGCCGAGCUGCUACAAGAAGACGAGAGCCAGGUGGAGUCCUAUAAAGUCUCAGAAAAGGAAGAGAGCAUUGCUCAGGAGGAGCAGAGAGUGGAAACCGAAGAACCUGCCAUCCAGGAAGCAGAGCCAAAUGAAGAAGAAGCAGAGCCUCAGCUGGCCUCACCCUCUCCACCUCCAAGUCCUGAACUGGUGAAGAACUCAGAGCCACAGCCAGAACCAGAACCAGAGACCAGGACCCAGGAAACCAGUCCAGAAGCUGUGACCCAGCAGCCGCAGAAAACAGAAGAACGUCCAGCUGCUAACUCUGAGAAACCUACUGAUAAAGAGGAGGAAGCUACUGGGGAUGGCUGUGGUGAGAGCUCCAGCCUCAGCCUUCGUCCAGCCGUCAAUGUGGAGGACGUCGACUCAGAUCAUGAGAAAGGAGGAGGAAGAGGGGAGGAGCAGAUCCUCAACUCCCAGGACCCCAAACUUACAACCCUCACUGUCCCUGUGGCUCUGUCAGGAGGCCGCCAGAGUAAAGGGGAUAAAGAUAAGCGGCUUCAGUCUCAGAGUGAAGAUGAUGAUGAUGAAGGAAACAUCCCUGUCAGAGCUUGGCCCAGUCAUUCAAGCCUGCACAGCACAGAUGACGUUCUGAAGGAGCGUCCAGCAUCUUCAGCCAGUCAGACCAGCACCGUGGUGAACGAAAGACUUCAGGAGCUGGUCAGGAUGUUCAAAGAGAGAACAGAGAAGGCCAAGGAGAAGCUCAUCGACACAGACAGCUCGGAUGAAGACAGCGUCAUCCCCUCUCCUCCUCAGGCCCCAGCUACUCAGCCUGCUCCAGCAGCUCCACCUCUGAAUGGAGAAGAGAAAGAGAUGGAAGCAGGUCCAUCAGCCGGAGGAGGAAUAGAAGGUGGGGCCGAGGAGGAGCAGUCUAGCCACGGCCGUCAGGUGAAAACUCCUCGUUGGAUACGAGGCUGUUUGCACUUCCGCUUCCCUGCCAGCAUCGACCCUUUCACCAACCUAAUGUACGUGCUGUGGAUGUUUUUGGUGUCUCUGGCGUGGAACUGGAAUGUGUGGUUCAUCCCGGUGCGCUGGGCCUUCCCCUACCAAACCCCAGACAACAUUUACUACUGGCUGCUGACCGACUAUCUGUGCGACCUCAUUUACAUCCUGGACAUCACCGUUUUUCAGCCACGCCUGCAGUUUGUGCAUGGAGGAGACAUAGUGUGUGACAAAAAAGAGAUGAGAAAGAAUUACAUGAAAACCAAACGCUUCAAGCUUGAUGUAGCCAGCCUUGUUCCCCUGGAGCUCUUCUAUUUUAAAACCGGCAUCAACCCACUGCUUCGCUUACCCAGACUGCUGAAGAUCAACUCAUUCUUUGAGUUCAACGAGCGUCUCGAGGCCAUCCUGACCAAAGCCUACAUUUACAGGGUAAUACGCACCACCACCUACCUUCUUUACUGUCUCCACUGCAACGCCUGUCUCUACUACUGGGGCUCUGCCUUCAAAGGCCUGGGAUCUACUAAAUGGGUGUACAAUGGCGAGGGAAACAGUUAUAUUCGCUGUUACUACUUUGCGGUAAAGACCCUGAUCACCAUCGGUGGUCUGCCAGAUCCCACCACCCUGUUUGAGAUCGUCUUCCAACUCAUCAACUACUUUGUUGGAGUUUUUGCCUUCUCUAUUAUGAUUGGACAGAUGCGUGAUGUGGUUGGUGCAGCCACAGCCGGUCAGACCUACUACCGCACCUGUAUGGACAACACUAUCAAAUACAUGUCCUCCUAUCGCAUCCCCAAAGAUGUCCAGAACCGAGUCAAAACCUGGUACAACUACACCUGGCAAUCACAAGGCAUGCUGGAUGAGCAGGAGCUGCUGACUCAGCUGCCGGAUAAAAUGCGUCUGGACAUCGCUAUAGAUGUCAACUACUCCAUUGUGAGCAAAGUCCCCCUAUUUCAGGGUUGUGACAGACAGAUGAUUUUUGACAUGCUGAAAAGCCUACGCUCUGUUGUUUAUCUGCCAGGAGAUUAUGUCUGCAAAAAGGGUGAGGUCGGUCGGGAGAUGUACAUAAUAAAGGCGGGGGAAGUGCAGGUGGUUGGAGGGCCGGAUGGGAAGACGGUGUUUGUUACGCUCAGAGCAGGAUCAGUGUUUGGAGAGAUCAGUUUGCUCGCAGUCGGUGGAGGCAACAGGCGCACAGCCAAUGUGAUCGCUCACGGUUUCGCCAAUCUAUUCAUCCUGGAUAAAAAGGACUUGAAUGAAAUCCUGGUGCACUACCCCGAGUCCAAGAAACUGCUCCGCAAGAAAGCCAGGAAGAUGCUUAACAAGGGGAAGAAACCUGAACCUAAAGAAGAGACUAAGGAACCUCCUCAGGUUCCGGUGGCUCCUGUCAGGCCAGAAACUCCCAAACUACUGAGAGCAGCGCUUGAGAUGACUGAGAGAUCUUCUGGACUGAAAGGAGCUCUCGCUAAAGUCAAAGAGAAGACCAACAAGUCCAGCAUCUCAUUACAGCCAUCCAUCUCCUCCUCCCUUCCUCCUGCAUCACCAGCCUCCAGCUGUGGAUCCGACAGAGACGAAGACUCGUCGUCACCCAUCUCCACGAUGUUUCGCUCGGCUUCCCACUGCCGCAGCGCUGCAAUGCCUCCGCCUGCAGUCCCGUGCCACAGCGACGCCAUCGAGAGGAAGGAUGUCAGCGAGGAUGAAGAGAACGAGGGCAGGAAGAAGAAAGAGAAGACGCUGUGAUAGUUUUCUGGAUGAGAAGAAGAGGAAACUUUAGCCUGAAAUAGUAGGAGAAAAAGACAAAGAAGGACAAAAGGCUGAAGAAAGUGUUGUAAAUGGAGAUGUACACUAACUGGAAAGUCUUAUUGUCAAGCUGAUUUGGAUGCCCUCAAUGGAAUUUAACUAAAUGGAACUGUGUUGAAUUCUGAACCAGGUGGAGCUUUUCUAUGUCAUAGCCCACAAUAUGCUGUACAGGUGUAUCUGUAAUCUGUGAAACUGGUAUAUUCUGUCCUUUAUAUCUUGUUGGUGUCCAUGUCCCUUUGAUUGUUCAAGCUGGGCCACUGGAAAAUAAAACUCCAGAUUCUUUUUAUUUUUUCUUUUAACCUCAACCCACUGGAUUCAUCUUCAUCUCAUCAUAGUUCAUCUAACGUGGAGGACAUUUCUAUUCAUUUGAUUACCUCUUUGAAAAUCCAGGCAGGUUUUUUUUUUUUUUUUAAAUCAUCUACACUGAGUUUCCAUCAAUGAACUCUGGAGCUCUGCAGGAUAGUCAGUUUAGACCAUGAAUUUAUACACAAGUGAACUUUUCUCUUUCUUUGUUUUUGCUGUUGUUGUUUACUAUGUGUUUACAGAUUGUUUUUGUAAUAUGCCUUGUAUUUCUGUGUUGUGUUGGAGUGAAUAGCCUGCAGCUGCUGACGGUUUUUACAGAGCUGGUUAGUAAAUCCAGUAAAUCUGUGGACUAGUUAAGGUUUAACAGCACGAUCAUCUAUGCUCCUAUCAGAUCUAUGUGGACAGCUCAGUGCAUGGUAAUCCCACAUUUUAUUUUUAUUUUACUAUUAUUCAUUUAAAAAUAGCAGCUCUAACAUCAUCAAAAGCAUGUAUUAAACAUUGUUUUACACGCUGUACUGCUGUUCCUGUUCCUGUUUUCUUUUAAGUUGGUUUUGUACAGUAUUGUAAAUAUACUUGUUUUUUUAUUUAGCUCAUUUUCUCACUAAUGUAAAAUCACUGUGCUGUUGUAAUAAGAAGUAGAUGGAUUUUAGAAAUGCUAAAUGUUUAAUAUGUUGUGCUAAUGACUCAGUAAUGAUGUGAGAAAUGUCAAAUUUGUAUAUAUAUAUAUAUGUGUGUGUGUGUGUGUGUGUGUGUGUGUGUGUGUGUGUGUGUGUGUGUCUGUAUUGAUUGUUGCAGCCUCAGAAGACGGGCCCAUAAACCAGCUAAACAAGCUGCCAGACAAUCUGUAGAAUCCAUUUCUUCUUUAUGAACAGAGCUACAACAUGAGUGAAUUGACCACCGGUGUAGUCCUGGCUUGUGUGAAUUUUCUUUAAAUAAACGACUGUUUUCAGCAUG
Molecule: messenger RNA, 5563 nt
Organism: Amphiprion ocellaris (clown anemonefish)
Lineage: Eukaryota; Metazoa; Chordata; Actinopteri; Pomacentridae
Product: cyclic nucleotide-gated cation channel beta-3-like
Exons: 37
Coding region: 299-4246 (1315 amino acids)
Biological process (GO): retina homeostasis; monoatomic cation transmembrane transport
Cellular component (GO): intracellular cyclic nucleotide activated cation channel complex; plasma membrane; photoreceptor outer segment
Molecular function (GO): cGMP binding; intracellularly cGMP-activated cation channel activity; intracellularly cAMP-activated cation channel activity
Source: RefSeq, a predicted model, not a curated record